Pocillopora meandrina is the source of this 5060-nucleotide messenger RNA. Lineage: Eukaryota; Metazoa; Cnidaria; Anthozoa; Scleractinia; Pocilloporidae. The record is from the annotation of a GenBank genome assembly.
AUGAACAGCAGAGGAGAGGGGAUAUUAGCCGUUCAAGAAGAACGAGCAAGGAUUGGAGGAGUUGAAGUGGCAAGAAAGACGGUGAUAGCUGCCACGGAUGAAGGGUUAGUGUCAGACAUCUGUAGUAUGUUUAUUCACUACGCUUUGCAGACUUCACGUUCACGAUUAUAAUCAAGCUUCAUUUGGAUUUAAAAGCUCUUUGUAUUCUUCUUUUGUAAACUCUGGGGCCAGAUUCUCCAGCUAAGAUCCAUUUUCUUGCUAAUCUCGCCCGAGUCGUAGAAACUAAUUUUGAAUUGAAAGGAGAUCAGCCAUGUUUGUGCGGCUGUGUCCAAAUUCCCGGAAAAGCGGAAGUACUUAGUCUAUUUAGUCUCAGAAAUCGUACAGGGUCCCGUAGUCUUUCUUUACGUCAAUUUCCCUUGAUUAAAAGUUAAAUUAACACAAUUUGAUCACAGCAAAGUCAUUCUUUAGGCUUAUGGUAGUUCAAGAAAAUGUGGUAAAAUGUGAGACUGAACUUUGGUUUCCCUCAAGUUCCUUAACAAACCACGACGGCGACGGCAGCGAGGAUGUGGCAAAACAAAAGAUCUAAUGAGCAGGACAAUAGCUCAGCACGCGCCUUUUAAACUGAACUGUGUACAUUUCUCAGCCGUCCUCCGCAAACUAACAACGCAAAAUCAUCAAAAUUUGCUUUGUCCGAGAAAAGGAACCCCGACAUCAAAUUAUUAAAGUUUCCAUUUGGGAACUCAACGCCGCUCUCAUACGUUAUGUUGAGGUUAACUUGCGGCGCCGUAAGAGAUGGUCAUCACAUCUAGUAAUUCGCGAGAUUCCAACUAAAAUAUAUAUACAUUUUCAAAUCAACGUCUUCUUGGCGUUGCCGUCCUAAAUGCUAAAGGUCUCCAAUGUCUCCAGCGGCGCCUGCUUUCCUCUUAAAGCAUAACAUGUGAAUGCAGCGUGGGGAUCGAUCAAAACAAUAAUGUACAAUGAUAUUUUCACAUCUCUGAGGCGAAAAAUAGUCUAAAGUCCGGCUAAACAGUUCAAGAAAUUGUUCAGUCUGGUUUGUUACUUCUUUGCACUGAAUUAACCCUCUUCUGCAUUGAAUUACCUGAAAACAUUUAUCUUUACCAAUCAGAACUGAGUAAUUUUUUCAUGUAUCUUAUUAACUCUAACUCUUAUUUAAGCCGUAAAAUCAGCAUGCAAGUUCUCCAAACUGUUCUCCGUACAUCUCCUGUGGUACUUAAGGAGAAUUUGUCUAAAAUGUCCAAAAGAGUUCUUUUUUAGUUGGUGAUCAGUUUCUUUAUUCUCCUGACUAAAUGUUGGAUUCAGGGGUGACAUCGUAAUGAGAAAUUAGAUGCUAGUCACUCUUAGUGGGUAACGGGAGGACAAAGUAGAAAUGAAUACUAUUGUCGUCAGGAUGGAUGAAUCAGUGAAUAAAUGAUACACGUGUGAAAGUCUUCAACUACAUUCCAUUUGCUGUGCGAUAAGCCAGUAUUGCGAUAAGAAAAUACCUUCCCAACUAAGGCUGAACAAUGGUAGCACCAGAAAAAGAUCUAUAUCAUCAACAAUAGCAGUAUGGUAUAUUUUUUUGUAAGACAUUUACUAGUGGUUCGUUUCUUUUGCUUCUUAGAGUUGUGGCUGUUCAAGUAGAUACUGUGGAGCAAGUGGGGUAUUUACCAAAAACUACUAUUUUAUAAAGUUUUCUGUUACUUUAAAGAUUACAGAUUGAGCCCAUUUCUGAGGAAAUCAACGCAAAAUACGGUCGCAGAUGCAAGUGGAAAUCUGGUCAUUUCCAUUAUGUUACCGAUGCCUUAACCUCCUCUUCUUCAGUUUGGUAUAAGAUUGACCAACCCUGCCCUCCCCACCCCUGACGCGAGUGUAGACAGAAAAUUUGAAAAUCGAUUGCCAACAAUGUGUUGUUUUCAUGAACAAAACAACAAGGGCUGCAUUGUAGAAUGUGGGCGUUUUAGUGCUCACCCAGACUGAGACUCGUAAAACCAAAACCGAAAAAACCACAACAUGUACCUCAGCAGAGGAAAUAUUUUAGUGAGAACGCAACGUAAAAACAAUUAAACUGCCUUGAAGCGCAGUAAAACGCGAGGGAUCAAAAAGCGGUUGGUUUUAAUGUUGCAUGUGAUUUGUUGAGGGGUGGUGAAAGUUUUCUGGACCAAUCACAUGGCGAAGUAAAGCAAAAAAAAAAGCGAAAUCUGAAUCAUUUCCGACAUUUAAUUGAAAAUUACCUUAAAGGGACUUCGUAAUCGUUGUGCCUCUUGCGAAGUCAUUCAGAUUCUGUUUUAAUCAGUUCUCUAUCCAAUCCAUCCUCGCAACUUUUGGUCCACUUUCCCAUUUUGUAGUUUCCUCUCUUACCAAACUGAUGUAUUGCAGUGUCCUCUUUGCUAAAAGUAACGUAGCCUGUAAUGUAGCGAUUUUCACUUUUGCGACGUAGCUUCUCUAUAACCAAUGGACAAAGCUAAGAAAGUAUCGAAAUGUGAUCGAACCUUUCCACUGCUGUAUUUACAGCGGCCACCGUCCCGCAUUACAAGGUGGGCGCCCUAUGCUAGCAGGCGGUCCUCGGUAUCCAAUCCCAAACCCAGCAGUGAGCUACGAAGAGGAGAGAGGCUGUACAGAUUACUGUUGCUUGGCAUGUGACAGUGAAUAUAAAUGGUACAAUUUGAGAGGAAAAGGUGAAAACAAUUUAUCAUAAUAAUAAAUGACCCUAUACUUAAAAUGUUAGGACCCUUGUUAAACAACGCUACUUUCUGUUAUGCUCCUUGCAUCUGCUUUCGCAGUCCUGCGAAAAGAAGCAUUUUUUCUCUCUUGUUUUAAAACUUUCAACCUCUAGGGAUCCCGAGAUAUUUUAUGAAAUGCCUAAAUAAGCCUUGCUUUGGGUGUAGUCAUUUUUUACCAACUGGGAGGGAAGGGUCAGAGGAUUUUGGUGGAGUCAUAGUAACAUCUACCUGCUUCUCCCAUAAGGCUCAGUAUGUUCCAUAUUCUCCUCAUUUUUACUCUUUUAGCGACGACUUAUUCCCCCUCCGUUUCCCGUAAAAACCACGUGAUCCCCACAAAAAUACUCCACCACCCCCCCCCCCCCCCCUCUGGCGAUGACCGGUCCCUAAACCCUUUAACUCCCAUAUCAAAUGUGUCAUUCUCCUUACUGUCAACCAUAAACUUCUUAGAAUGUAAGUUCAGAGAAUUUAGUAUUGGAUCAACUAAUUACUCCUAAAUUGGUAUUUUUCGUUAUUCUCAUCACUUAUCUGGUUAACACACAAUAUUAUGGAAAGAAAAUAGUUUUAUUUUGACCUGCGCAUGAGAAAAAAAUGGAGGAUAUGAUCUUCGCAAGUGAGCUGCAAAUAACAAAGCCACAAAAAAGAUCUGGUUUCGACGAGAUUUGAGCCCGGGCCUCCCAGAUACUAGUUGGACGCUAACAUCAAUUGAGCUACGAAGCCACACGGUUGGAAGUGAGACACAUACUCAUGGUUCUGGUCAUGUGACAAAUUCCCACUCCGUUGUAUGAUAAAAUUAGAUUGGACUCUAAAGUUUCUUGCAGUCAUAGUAGAUAGGAUCUGCUUCUAUUCCGCUCUCCUCGUUCUUUGCUUCUUACCCUGAGCUUUCCAACAAGGUGCCCACUCGUGUCCACGCAUAAAAUAAUUUUAUUUUUAUCAGCGAAAACUAAUACCAUACACUAAGCCCACAUCCCCCCUACCCUCAUUAACCUCCCCCGCCCCACCCCAACUCUCGCCCCAGACUUCCUUGUCAUCACCUGUCCUUUCAAGAAUAAAUUUCCGAGCAAAUCGGAUGGAGCUGAAGUAUUUGCGUGACGCUGUCAGGCGUCACGCAAUCAAUUACUUAAAAUUAUCUGGUCGUUGAGUCUUUCUUUUUUUCCCUUUGUAGGUUGUUUCUGGCUUAUUGUCCUUUUGCUUUUUUAUUUGGUCGUGGGUACCAUACUGCUGCCGUUUUUGAUCAUCUACUUGUUGUGCCUUUGCAUAUGUUAUCCUCUUGGCUGUUGUAAAGAUGAUAGCGACGUAGACAGACCCAUUUUUACUUCAUAAAGUGGAACAAUUGGUCUUCGCUUGACUGGGAAGCAUUAUGAACCAUAAGCUAAUGUCUGUGUUUUUGUAGUGUUUGUUCUUAUUGGAUAAAUACCUUAGCUAUUACAAAAUCUUUAUUCUAUAUGUUACCACACCCUUAUCCGCAGUCACGUGAUUAUCCAUGUAUCUAUCAUAGUAUAUUAAUUACGUUCAUCGUUAUUCUAUUUUUAAAGCAGUUGUGUAAAGCACUUGGUCUGUGCACGCGUUACUCUAUAGUAGUAUAUAACGAACCCUAAUACACAACAGAUUUAUUUAGCCGCAGCAUGAAAAGUCAAACACUUUCUAAAUCUCAGUGGGUUUGAUCAGGGAUUAUAAUUAAUUUUCGUUGACGUUGAGUUGUAGUUGAUCAGAAUAUUCAUUGACUAUUCAUUUGAAAUAAUGUACAAGUACUGUAGUAAUGAAAAUUAAAUAAUAAAAUUAAAUAAAAACUUAAAAUUGAAAACGCAAUUUUCAUCGAUAUCAUAGAGCACACUGAAGAACCAAAGUAGUCGCAACAGCCAAUCAAAGCAAAGGAGAUUUUACAUGGAGCCAAUAAGAACUCAACUACAAUCAAGGAAACCACUCUUUACGCGGGAAAACGUGAGCGACAAAGUUGUGGUUGUGGGUUUGAAUCUGAUUGGUUGAGAAAGUGGAACGGGUUUUCUGGACCAAUCACAUAGCGAGGCAAAGCAAAAAUAAAGUAAUCCCGAAUUACCUUUAACACUUACUUGAAAACUACUCUAAUUGUUUAACAUAAUCUCAAGUUGAGAUCCAAAAUUUUUUUGAAAAUUUUUAAGUGAUCUGACUAUUUUUUUUUCAUUCUAUUCGACUCCUCCAAGGCGCUAAGAUGGAAACUUAAUGUGGUGGAAUUGAUUUCCAUAAGGGACCUUGUUUUCUUCAAUCCAAAGUUAUUGACAAUGUUUAAGGGUUCACUAACAUUUAUGAGUGUGAAUUGUUUAAAUUUAAGGGAGUCCAAAAUGGAAGAAUUUCAUGGGCAUGGGC